Messenger RNA from Anopheles darlingi, 971 nucleotides. RefSeq names its product H/ACA ribonucleoprotein complex subunit 1-like. Gene Ontology annotation, biological process: snoRNA guided rRNA pseudouridine synthesis; ribosome biogenesis. The transcript is spliced from 2 exons. Lineage: Eukaryota; Metazoa; Arthropoda; Insecta; Diptera; Culicidae. Gene Ontology annotation, molecular function: box H/ACA snoRNA binding. The record is from RefSeq and is a predicted model, not a curated record. Gene Ontology annotation, cellular component: box H/ACA snoRNP complex. Bases 153 to 812 code for a protein of 219 amino acids.
UGAAAAGUAAAGCCGGACGUGCCAUGUGGUUUGUUGAGCAUUCCGGGCUCUUAAAAUUCGUGUAGGACAAUACAAUAGCUUCCACUGGACGCGGUUAAACCAUUCAUCAAAACCUAGCAGCAUAGUGUAAUCCGUUUUUGUUUGUACCAACGAUGAGUUUCCGUGGCAGAGGGGGCGGUGGUGGUGGUUUCCGUGGCGGUGCGGGAGGUGGCCGUGGACGAGGUGGUAGCGGUGGAUUCCGCGGUGGCGGCGGCGGUGGCGGUCGCGGAGGAUUCAAUAAUCGCAGCUUUGGAAACCGAGAUGAUGGUCCGAAGAAUAUCGUGCCGCUGGGCUUCUACGAUUAUCCGUGCCAGGAAGAUCUGGUGGCCAAAGUGGAGAUAGAGAAUGUACCAUUCUUUAAUGCACCAAUCUACAUGGAGGGUGAGAAGCAGAUCGGCAAGGUGGACGAAAUAUUUGGCCAUCUGAAGGACUUCUACGUCUCGAUCAAGUUGAUGGACAAUAUGAAGCCGGAUGGAUUCCAGCCGAAGCAGAAACUGUUCAUCGAUUCGGCCAAGUUGCUCCCGUUGGCGCGGUUCCUACCGGGUGGGCAAACCAGAAGACCAGGUGGUCGGGUUGGCAAACCAGGUGGUGGACGCGGAGGUGGCGGUGGCCGAGGCCGCGGUGGUGGUGGUUUCCGCGGUGGUAGAGGUGGUCCUGGUGGAGGCGGUGGUGGGGGUGGUGGCUUCAGAGGACGUGGUGCCGGAGGUGGUGGUGGCCGCGGAGGCGGUGGAUUCCGUGGAGGAAACCGAGGAGGCGGCGGCAACCGAUGGUAACACACGUGAAAGGUGUGCUCCAUGUUCCGGUACUAUCAAUUUGGUGUACAUCUCGAGGUACGCUAUCAAGAGUAAUUUUGUGAAUAAGUGCUUAAUGUUUAAGAUAAAAGAAAAUAUAAGCAACCUAACAUCUUCCUAUCGAAGAUGGCCAACCAUAAA